Danio aesculapii is the source of this 3341-nucleotide messenger RNA. RefSeq lists its product as uncharacterized. The coding region runs from base 46 to 1227 and encodes 393 amino acids. Gene Ontology annotation, molecular function: calcium ion binding. NCBI's taxonomy places the organism in Eukaryota, Metazoa, Chordata, Actinopteri, Cypriniformes, Danionidae. The record is from RefSeq and is a predicted model, not a curated record. The transcript has 9 exons.
UGAGAAAAACCUGCCUCUAAUAAAGAGCAUAAUCGCAGAAAGCUGAUGUGUGAGAGACUCCAGUCUUCCUCAACUCACGGUGGAGUAAAUCACAGGGUCGUAAUGCUGGGGAUCUGCUUGUGUUUGAGUGUUGCCGUCCACUUUGCGGUGUCUCAGGAAGCUGAAGCUCAGGAGCCGGUCACAUACACGUGCACUGAAGGGUAUGAGUUUGACUUUGAAAAGCAAAUCUGUAAAGAUAUAGAUGAGUGCAAAACAGUGCUGGAAGCUUGCAAAGGGGGCAUGAAAUGCAUCAACCACUUUGGCGGGUACCUCUGCCUACCUCACAAUGCUCGGAUAAUUGUCAGUAACGGUGAAGGUGAGCCCACUACUGCCCCGCCAGUGGAAAGAUUUCAGCCUGUGAUACCCCAAAUUUCCAGAGGCGAAUUCUCAAGGGUCAUUCAAAGCUCUUCGCACUCAAUCCAGUGUGGUGUCGGGUUCAUGCCAGACUCCCAGAACUACUGCAGAGAUGUGAACGAAUGUCUCACCGCAAACCCCUGCCAGCAUCAGUGCUACAAUCUGAUGGGCUCGUACAUCUGCCAGUGUGAAGUUGGGUUCGAGCUGGCUUCAGACUCUGCCUCCUGUCAAGAUAUCAAUGAGUGUGAAAUCUCCAACUACAUUUGCCAGUUCCAAUGUGUGAAUGAACCUGGAGCGUUCCACUGUGCUUGUCCAGAAGGAUACCAGCUCAAAGGACUGCGUAUAUGCCAAGAUAUAGAUGAGUGUGAAACAGGAGCACACAACUGCAGAGAAGAUGAAAUGUGUUGGAAUUAUUAUGGAGGGUACCGUUGCUAUCCCAAAGACCCCUGCCUCGAGCCAUACGUGAAAACAGGCGAAGGUCGCUGUAGGUGCCAGUCACAAACUGUUUGCCGUGGACUGCCGCCGGUCAUUGUGUACAAGUACAUGAGCAUCUUCUCUGAUCGCUCUGUGCCUGCGGAUAUCUUCCAGAUUCAGGCAACCAGUGUCUAUCCCAACAUGGUGAACACAUUCACAAUCAAAAACGGCAAUGAGGGAGGAGAAUUCUACCUGAGGCGCUCCAGCAAUGUAAAUGCCAUGUUGGUAAUGACCAAACCCUUGACUGGACCUCGAGAACAUGUUGUGGAUCUGGAGAUGGUCACCCAAAGUAACGUCUUGUCCUACCGUUCCAGCUCUCUGCUGAGACUCACCAUUGUUGUGGGUCCGUACCCUUUCUAAAUCCUCUAGAUUGAUCAAAUCAGCACUUUGGAUUUAUAUAUGUACUGCAGCUUACUGUGUUCAAAAUGUUCAUCACAACAUGAUCACCUGUUUGUGGUCUAGAUCAAUGGUUCUUACCUGGUUGGUUGCAAACCAAAAAAUGGUUCAGAAACCAGUAAAUAAUUGAUUUUAAGGUUUUUUUUAAAAUGUACCUUUGUAAAAUACAUCAUAUGUUGACAAUUUUUAUACUGUGUUGAGUCGCCAAUUAAUAUCCAAUGACCUGAAGUUUGCUGGGAACCACUGGUCUAGACUGGUCACAUUUUUACUGGAUUACAAACAGGAAUUGGUUUACUAAUCAUCAAAAAGUAAGUUGCCAGGUUUGUUGAUGUUUCUAAGUCAUUUAUAUUUGGUCUGACUGGGUAAUAUGAAGACCUAGAAAUAUCUGGAAAACAACACUACUGGUGACCAGAGAGAAACAAUUACAAAGUUUUACUCUGAAUAGCACUUAUAGGUUCUUCUUUGUCUUGGUAGUAAGAGUUUUGAAAGAUCCUUCUGCAUUGGAUGCAUGUUUUUAAAAGAGUGGUUUAUCCAAAAAGUGAGUCUGUCAUUAUUUAAUCACCAUAUGUUAUACAAAGCUCUUAUAACUUCUUUUUGCAUCUACAACAAAUGAGCUGAAGUGUGUUCCAUACAAUGAAUGUCAGGAAGAUACUGUUGAGUUCCAAAAAAUAUAUCCAAAAAAACCAAUCUAUAUGACUCAAAAUAUGAACAGACAAUAAAAUAGUCCCCACAGCGCUCACAUUUCAUUCGCAUGAAAUCCCAACAACACCCAACAGUCAAUAAUUUGGUCUGUUAAAGUGCAGUCACAUUAACUUUUUAAAUGACAGUAGCAUAUAGAUGUAUGAUGAACUAACAGAUGUCACUUUCAAAGAAAUCAGCUUUCUGAAUUUGCAUGUCCACUUGAAGUGAAAUCUGAGCGCAGAACCUUUUCGAAAUGCCAGAUUCUGAUUGACAACUGUGUGUUUACAUUGAAAAUCAAUCCAGGGGAACACAGAAGCACUCUCGGUAACAGAAAACUAUCAAAUAGCUAAAGAAGGCUUACAAUAACAUACAAGUCACAUGGACCUCUUUUAUGGUGCCAUUUUAAGUAGAUGUUGCUUUGGUUUGAUGCAGAGCAUUGCGAACAUUCUACCAAACUUCUCAAUUUUGAGUUUCUGAUAAGAGGAUGAGUAAAACAGGACAGAUUUUCAUUUUUGAAUAAACCAAACUUUUAACCUGCCAAUAAGUCAAAGCUUUACAUUUCUCUUAGAUGGAACAUGUAGAAGCAGAAUGUAUUUUAGUGCUUAUGUACUUCGGAGCUUAUAGAUUUCUUCAAUUUUUCGCAAGGGAAAUGUGUUUUAUAGGUGGAACAUGUGGAUAAGGCAAACAGAACUGCAUAGCGUUAGGUGGAACAGUUUGUGUUGUAAUCUAAUGGCAUCCUUAGCUAAUGGAAAUCUCUGAAUGCGUCCUCCGCCUUGCGAAUACUCCAGAAAUGACCUCCUAUCCUAUGAGAAUAAGGCAAUAAUGUUUUGGAAACAGAAGUGAUGUUUUCAGGAAAUUGCUGGCAAGGGUUUUGGGUCGCAUAAGCAAUGGAACUCUUGCCUAACAUGUCUGUAUGUUUGCCAGAGCAGCGUUUGAUCUUCUGCAGUGUUUCGUGUUGAUGGUCUGUGACAAACACUGUUACUUAAACCGUUGCGUCACGCUCGGCGUCCCCAGAGACAUGGUGGUGGGUGAGGCCAGAAUGGUUCGUGCACCACCAUGUUAAAUGAAAUUUGGCAAGCGAUCUCUGCAUUGAGACUUCGUAUUGCAAUUUAAUACGCUUACAAAUUAAAUCUGUAUGUUUUCUAAUCAGUGACUUUGAUUAAGUAAAUUUGAACGCUCCCUCUUUUUUGGUUAUUGAGAUCAUCUAAAUUGAUGUGGACUGGUUGUUUCUGCUCACUGAGGACAACAAAUGUCUUAAAAAAUGGAUUUAAAUCUUACGUUCAGGAAUUAACUGUAUUUUUUAUCAGUAUGCUCUCAAGUUGCACUGUUUUUACUCAUUCAUAGUGCCAUUUAUUCUGCUGUAAAGUGUUUUGGAAAUAAAUAUAAAUUCAAAAACA